Messenger RNA from Wyeomyia smithii (pitcher-plant mosquito), 1069 nucleotides. It is a transcript of the gene RpL7, whose product is annotated as 60S ribosomal protein L7. Lineage: Eukaryota; Metazoa; Arthropoda; Insecta; Diptera; Culicidae. Gene Ontology annotation, biological process: maturation of LSU-rRNA from tricistronic rRNA transcript (SSU-rRNA, 5.8S rRNA, LSU-rRNA). The transcript is spliced from 4 exons. The coding region runs from base 123 to 1016 and encodes 297 amino acids. Gene Ontology annotation, molecular function: structural constituent of ribosome; RNA binding. Gene Ontology annotation, cellular component: cytosolic large ribosomal subunit. The record is from RefSeq and is a predicted model, not a curated record.
UAGACUUCUGGCAUUUUGACAGUUCUUUUUGCGUCGAACUGUCAAAACUCAUAGCUGCCAACAUAUAACAACUUCCUUCUUUUUCGGUCUUUUCGACGUACAACGUGCUGACAAAUAGAAAGAUGCCUGCUAAGGCAAAGACUGUUCCGGCAGAGAAGGCGCCAGCCACCAAGAAGGAGAAGGCGCCGGCCACCAAGAAGGUGAAGGCGCCGGCUGCCAAGAAGGAGAAGGCGCCGUCCGCCAAGAAGGAGAAGGCGCCGUCCGCAAAGAAGGAGAAGGUGGUUAAAACAAAGAAACUGCCUGCGGUCCCUGAGUCGAAGCUAAAGGCAACUAGAGCUAAGGUGAUUGGUCGCCCGGGAACUUUGCGGCGGCGUCGGCAGCUGCACGCUGUUAAGCUGCUUCGUCGGCGUCAAAACCUGCUGAGGGCGGCCAAGUACACUAAAAAGUAUCUGAAGAUGGAACGUGAGGUCGUGGAGAAAGCGAAGGAGGCCAAGAAAGCCGGCAAUAUUUAUAUUCCGGCUGAACCGAAGGUUGCCUUCGUUGUGCGAAUCCGCGGUAUAAACAAAGUUGCUCCGAAGGUACGAAAGGUGCUCCAGCUGUUCCGUCUGCGUCAGAUCAAUAACGCUACAUUCAUUAAGCUGAACAAAGCGACGAAGAACAUGUUGCGUAUUGCUGAGCCGUACAUUACCUACGGGUAUCCCUCGCUGAAGUCGAUUCGUUGUUUGAUCUAUAAACGUGGAUUUGUUAAGCACCGACACAGCCGCAUUCCCAUCACUGACAACUUUGUGAUUGAGCGCAAAUUGCGUGCCGGUUACAAGCUGCAGUGCGUCGAGGACAUGGUGUACCAGAUCUACACGGCCGGGUCACUGUUCCGCAAGGUUAACAACUUCCUGUGGCCGUUCAAACUAAACACCCCAACUGGAGGCUGGCGCAAGAAAAACAACCACUACGUUGAGGGUGGCGACUUUGGUAACCGCGAGGAUAAGAUCAAUGAACUUAUCAAACGUAUGAUUUAAGCGUUCAAGAUUGAUUGCGAGCGAGUUAUGGAUAAAAUAUACAUAAAAAUUAA